Molecule: messenger RNA, 369 nt
Organism: Aspergillus wentii DTO 134E9
Lineage: Eukaryota; Fungi; Ascomycota; Eurotiomycetes; Eurotiales; Aspergillaceae
Product: membrane magnesium transporter family protein
Exons: 3
Coding region: 1-369 (122 amino acids)
Biological process (GO): protein folding in endoplasmic reticulum
Cellular component (GO): EMC complex
Source: RefSeq, a predicted model, not a curated record
AUGACAUUCAUAUCCCGUCUGGUCACAUUCUUCGGGCUUGUCCUGCUCGCUCAUGCUGGCUAUUCCGCACAUGAGCACACAGUACUUUACAGCAACAUCCGCCUAUCCUCCUCCACCGCCCUCCCCCAUGACAUCGUCAUCGAAGCCCUCGUCUCCCUUCUCGUCGUCUCAGCAGGCCUCGUCCUAGGCGCAGAAAAAUUGAAGCCAAUCAGCUGGAGCGAAUGGGCCGGGCAGAUUGAGAGAGAGGGCGGCACAAGAAACCCAUACCGUCGACUUGAAGAACGUUAUAGCUUUUGGGAUAUCAGGGCUAAGCGAAAGGAAUUUGCCGACUGGGUUCGGGGCCAGGAUGCCAUUGCUAUGGCGAAAUAG